This is a messenger RNA of Centruroides sculpturatus (bark scorpion), 3827 nucleotides long. Its product is annotated as multidrug resistance-associated protein 5-like. Gene Ontology annotation, molecular function: ABC-type transporter activity; ATP hydrolysis activity; ATP binding. Gene Ontology annotation, cellular component: membrane. Gene Ontology annotation, biological process: transmembrane transport. The coding region runs from base 136 to 2331 and encodes 731 amino acids. The record is from RefSeq and is a predicted model, not a curated record. NCBI's taxonomy places the organism in Eukaryota, Metazoa, Arthropoda, Arachnida, Scorpiones, Buthidae. The transcript has 19 exons.
UAAUAUGUUUAUCUUUUAUUUAUUUAGAAAUUUUUACAAAUACCAGAAGUAAACAAAUGGACCACUCAAUUUCAAGAUGAUACUAACACUGUUAUUAAAUUUAAAGAUGUUUCAUGUACUUGGGAUAUUCCUGGAAUGGAAAAUGAAACAGAAACUAACAAUAAAAUUGUUAAAAUUAAAUUAGAAACAAAAAAUGAAGAGUGCAAUCCUUUAACAAAAGAUUUAGAUUCAAUUGGAGAAGCUGUUCUGAAAGGAGUAGAAUUAAUUGUGAAAAAGGGUGCACUCAUUGGAAUAUGUGGUAGUGUUGGAAGUGGAAAAUCAUCAUUGCUUUCAGCUAUAUGUGGAGAUUUGACUCUUUUGNAGUUCGGACAAGGAGAUGGUAGCUGCCCCUGUGGUAGUCCUCGCGGCAACGCGAGAUAUGAUGAAGUAAUUAUGGCUUGCUGUUUGUCACAAGAUUUAGAUUUAUUACCAAAUGGUGAUCUUACAGAGAUUGGAGAAAGAGGAGCAACUUUAAGUGGUGGACAAAGACAGCGCAUUAAUCUUGCUCGAGCACUGUACAGCAAUCGUGAUGUAUAUUUAUUGGAUGAUCCACUUUCUGCAGUUGAUACAAAAGUAGCUAGUCAUAUAUUUGAACAUUGCAUUCAAAAUUCAAUGGCAAAUAAAACUGUUCUUCUGGUUACUCAUUCUAUGCAAGUUUUAGAAAAAUGUCAAGAAGUUAUUUUUAUGAAAAGGGGUCACAUUGCAGAAAGAGGAACUCAUUUAGAGUUAAUGAACAAGAAUGGAGAAUAUGCUCGUAUGUUUAAUCUCGAUAAAGCUAAAUAUCAAAAUACUGCUGGAACAGAAGCAUUAUUUCUAAGGAUUCUUUUAGCCAAAGAAUCAGAUCAGAAUGAUAAUGUUGCAAACAAAGAUAAAACAGAUGAUAAUUUUGAUACAAACAAACUUGUCAUUGCUGAAGAUAUGGGUAGAGGUGCUGUUUCUUGGAAAUCCUAUCGUCAUUAUAUAAGCUCUUCAGGAGGUCCCUUUGUUAUUGGAUUAUUAUUAUUUCUUUUUCUAGCUUUUGUUUCUUCUCUGUUAUUUAGUUUUGUUUGGUUGAGAUAUUGGAUGGAUACAUUUCGGAGCUCUUCUAAAAAUUGGAAACAAAAUUUUACAUUUAAUGAAUCUCUGCCUUCAUUACUGUCCAACAGUUCUGAAUUUAAAGAUGAUAAUACAAAACAUUUAGAAGAAUAUCAUUAUCAGUUAAUCUAUGCUUUAUCUGUUGUUGUUGUAUUAAUUCUUGGAAUAAUAAAAGGAAUCUUUUGUGCAAAGAUUGUUUUAAGAGCUGCCAGUAAACUUCAUGAGCAAAUGCUACAUAGAAUUAUGAGAUCUCCAAUUAGUUUUUUUGAAACAUCACCCUCAGGAAGAAUAUUAAACAGAUUUUCUAAAGAUAUUGAUGAAAUUGCUGUUUGCACUUUUCUGCCCUAUGUGAUGAGAAUGAAAUCCGAGUUACUUGCAAGAUUUACUUCUAUGGAAAGAAUUUCUUCUUAUUGUUUGGAAAUAGCUGAAGAAGCUCCUGAAUAUAAUGUACAUUGCACUGCCCCAGGUACUUGGCCUCAAAUGGGAAAAAUUGAAUUUAAAAAUGUUUGUCUUCGAUACAGAGAAGAUCUUCCAUUAGUAUUAGAAAACAUUAAUUUUAAAAUAGAAGCUGGACAAAAAAUAGGAGUUGUAGGUCGGACUGGAGCAGGAAAAUCAUCAUUGUUGUCAUCUUUAUUGAGACUAGUUGAAUUAAAUUCUGGAAGUAUACAUAUUGAUGGUAUAGAUAUAAAAAAAUUAGGAUUGAAACAGUUACGCUCCUCUUUAGCAGUCAUACCUCAAGAUCCAGUAUUAUUUGAAGGAACUGUCAGAUAUAACUUGGAUCCUUUUUCAGAACAUACAGACAAUCAAUUAUGGGUAGCGUUGGACAGAGCACAUCUUAAGUAUAAAAUCAGUCAAGAAGAAAAACAGUUGGAAGCUACAGUGGAGAAAAAUGGUGAAAACUUCUCAAUAGGUGAAAGACAGCUUCUAUGUUUAGCCAGAGCUCUUUUAAGGAAGAAUAAAAUUUUAAUGCUGGAUGAAGCCACUGCAUCAGUGGAUAUAGAGACAGAUCAUUUGAUUCAGGCAACAAUCAAAGAAAUGUUUCAAGCAUGUACAGUUAUAACUAUUGCACACAGACUUAAUACUAUUUGGUCUAGUGAUAAAGUAAUUGUUAUGGAUUCAGGAAAAGUUAUGGAAUUUGAUACUCCAACAAAUCUUUUAUCUCAGGAAGGAUCAAUAUUUCGUUCCAUGAUAAAUGCAAUGAGAAAAUCAAAUGAAUAAAGAUUAUGUAAAUUAUUCUGCCAUUAACUAUAACAGUAUUAUAAUAUUUCUCUAUCUUUAUAGAUUAUUAGUAGUAUGUUUUUUAGAUUUUUAUUUUAAUAUUAAUAUGUUAUGAACAUUGUGAUUGCUCAUAUAAAUAUCUAGUUCAACUAUAAAGAGGUAAUGGUUAUAUAUGAAAAUUUACUUUUUUGGUGCUGAAGUUUUGCAAAUAUAUUACCACCAUUUAUUUAUUAUAGACAUAAUUCUGUGAUAAUCAUUUAUGUGAUAAAAUCUUAACAGUUAGUGCAAUCCUUAAAAAUUUCCAUAUUGUUUAUAAAAUAAUAAGAAGAAAGUUGUUUGUGUGUGUGUAUGCAUAUGUAUAUACAUAUAUUUUUUAUAUCCAACUUUUUUUUUUAAAUCUUUUAAAGUUCUAAAAGAUUAUUUAUUGUAGAUUAUUUUCAUACAUCUGAUAUUAAUUUUUGGUAAUAAAAUUGAUUUAUUUGUUAAUAAGAGAACAGAAUAUAAGAUGUGAAACAGAAAGAUUAGCAACAUUUGAAUUAUAUUCAUGUCCAUUUUCAAUGUUGAAUUGUUAAAAUGUUUACUUUAUUUAGUGCCUUGAUAGAUCAUUUCUGAGAUCUCAAAUCAUAAGUUAUUAUUAACUUUUAUCUUUUAAAAUCUUGAUGUAAUAGUUCAUAUUCCAGUGUAAAUAAUCAGAUGUGCAUCUAUUAUACAAAAUGUCCAAUUAUUCUGUUUUCAGAAGCUAAACCAAUAUGUUCUAUGUCUAAAAUGCUUGAAAAAACAAUUAUUUUUCUAUACUCAUACAAAAUGUUUUAAAACUAGUUAUAUUAUCAUAUACAACCUUUCCGCAUAUAGAAGUAAAAUUAUAAUAUCAAUCAAAAUAGUUAAAAGAAAUAAUAUUUGAGAAUAUUUAUAACUUAAUGAGCAAUUUUUACUAGGGAAUUAUUAUUCAUUACUGAUUUGAAACCUUUUAUUCUCAUUCUUUCAAUAAAUAUAUGUUAAUUCAUUAUUUACUAAAUAAUAUUGAAUGUUUAUAUUCUUGAAGCAUGCAGUAGAAAAGCAUUUUGUAAGUUUUUUUCAUUCUUUUUUUUACUGUUUUAGUUCAUUUAUUCAAUAGAAAACAGCACUUAUUCUUUCUGUUACACAAUCCUGUGAUAUUACUGAAUUUUUAAGUGAAAAGUGAAUCAUUAAUAGUUAUAUAACAAACUUAUUAUUUGUUGCUUACAGGAAAACCAUUCAGAAAUUUUGUAGGUAUUUCUGUUUUGUAUACAAAUAAACUGAUAUUUUGGAUUAAUAUAAAAUUAUAUAAUAAAAAUUCUUUGACAUGAUGCUGAUAACAAAUUUCAAUGUCUAUUACAGCUAGUGUAAGUCAUUUUGGAAAAUGAAGUUACAACAAAAUUUAUCACAGUAUUAAUAAUAAUGUUGAAAAUUUGAUAACAGCUGAAAUAUUUUUUUGCAUUUGUCAAUUUUUAGAGUCUAUUUCACAUAAAAAAAUCAUU